AGUCAUGGGUUGCAUCCUGAGUGAAGAGACCAAAGGUAGGCUAUAAAAGGUGGAGGCUUGAUGUUUAGCAACACAUUUAUCAGCACAGCGUUGGAGAGGUUGACACAUCACCAGCAAGAUGAAGAUAGUGAUAUUGGCUGUAACACUAGCCCAGGUGUUGGCUAGUGGUGAAGCGCUGGACUGCCUGCGCUGUGUCCCAGCUCAUGCAGGAGGAGAAUGUGAGGUGACAGUAGAAACCUGCCCCCCAGAGAAGGACGGCUGUGCAGCCGCCAAGUUCCUCAGAGCGCCAUUUAGCCAUUUCCAGAGAUGCAUGGAUAUGUCGGGCUGUAAGCAGUUCCAAACCAACGCUUUCAUCAACGUGAAGUGUUGUGACACUGAGAAGUGCAACACGUUCUAGACUACUCUGCUGUGACAAGACGGAUUCAGAUCAGUAAAGACACGAUGAGAGGGCGCAGCAUCCCACUGGGCACACAUCGGUUGAAUCAAUGUUGUCGUUUCCACGUAAUUUCAACGACAUUACGUUGAACCAACGUGGAAUAGACAUUGAAUUGACGUACGUGUCCAGUUGGAUCCUACCCCUCACAUCAACAUUCUAAUUUAUCAACAAUUUUUUGACUUAAAAUAAAUCAAACUUUGAAA
This is a messenger RNA of Coregonus clupeaformis (lake whitefish), 639 nucleotides long. RefSeq names its product lymphocyte antigen 97, tandem duplicate 3 (gene ly97.3). NCBI's taxonomy places the organism in Eukaryota, Metazoa, Chordata, Actinopteri, Salmoniformes, Salmonidae. The transcript has 4 exons. The record is from RefSeq and is a predicted model, not a curated record. Bases 119 to 397 code for a protein of 92 amino acids.